This is a messenger RNA of Centropristis striata (black sea bass), 1137 nucleotides long. Its product is annotated as odorant receptor 131-2-like. The record is from RefSeq and is a predicted model, not a curated record. Gene Ontology annotation, cellular component: membrane. Gene Ontology annotation, molecular function: G protein-coupled receptor activity. The coding region runs from base 202 to 1137 and encodes 311 amino acids. The transcript has a single exon. NCBI's taxonomy places the organism in Eukaryota, Metazoa, Chordata, Actinopteri, Perciformes, Serranidae. Gene Ontology annotation, biological process: G protein-coupled receptor signaling pathway.
UUUAAACAGCAUCGAGGACUUUGACUACUUUAUUUAAACCAGCAUCAUAGCACUUAAGAGAAACUUUAAAUCAAACUUAACAUUUAAUGAUAAUUUUCUAUUGACAGCCGCUUUAAAAUAUUUUUAUUGUCAGGUGCUUUACAAAUAAUUCUUGAUUAUAUUUUUGUCAGUACCGCAAACACUUCUUUAAAAAACUGAUAUAUGGCUGAUAACAUGUCACUAGUAGUUGGUAAGUCUCUUCGGCAGCAGUUAAGGCAUCAGGUCAUUGUUUUGCACAUCCUGGUGAUGACUUUUCUUUGUAUUAACUUAUUGCUCAUUGUGAUCUUUUUUAAAAAGUGCUUCUACACAACUACACGCUACAUCUUAUUUGCUGUUACACUGUUGUCUGAUAGCUUGAUAAUCAUCUUGAGUGAUGUACUGCUCCUCAUGACCCAUUUUAAAUUCACUAUACAAAUUGGUUUGUGCAUCGUUUUGUAUUUUCCUUUGGCUCUGUACACACUUGUUACCCCAGUUACUCUGACAGCAAUGACUCUGGAGCGCUACGUAGCCAUUUGCAUGCCACUGCGCCAUGGAGAGUUGUGCUCCACACGCAACACUAAUUACUGCAUCCUCAUCAUUCACGGCCUCAGCUCGAUACAAUGUAUUGUUGUUCUAUCCAUAUUCUUUACAUCAGCCUCUCUUAGCUUUUACCAACAGAACAUAUUAUGUUCAGUUGAAAUUUUCAUUUUGUACAAAUGGCAGAGUCAUGUUAAGUCUGCUAUAAAUCAGUUUUACUUCUUGAUUAUGUUUAUCCUCAUUGUAUCCUCCUAUGUUAAAAUAAUUAAAGUGGCCAAAACGGCAUCAGGAGAGAACAAAAAGUCAACAUGGAAAGGGCUCAGAACAGUAAUACUUCAUGGUUUCCAGCUGCUGCUCUGUCUCAUCCAGCUGUGGUGUCCGUUCAUAGAAGAUGCUGUUUUUCAAAUUAAUUUAUUGUUGUACGGUCAAAUCAGGUACUUCAAUUACAUUACUUUUUAUCUUGCUCCAAGAUGUCUUAGUCCUCUAAUUUAUGGUCUCAGGGAUGAAAAGUUUUUUCUUGCACUGAAAGAUUAUGUUCUUUGUGGCUUUGUCAAGAACGGAUCCAUUUGCGUGAAAAGUUAG